GGAAUCACUAGACCGAAGCGGCCGUCUCUCUCCGAGGACGAAUAUCUCCCUUCUUUCGAACAGAUCCUUCUGCCCGGAAUAGCCACCGGAGCUCCAGUGAGGCCGUCCCUGCAGGGACGCUUACGACAUAUAAUCAUUCACUCCCAACAAGGAACUGAGGUUGUUGUUUUCGUUCCGGAGGCUCCCAAUCGGACAUCUUCUCGGUUCGGCUAGGGCCAGGUCAUGGCAGACAGCGCUGCAGCGUCAUUGUUGGAGCAGCUGAGCAAGGCAUUUCUUGAACUCCAAGCCCGGAGGGAUGCUUCUUCUGGAGACCAGGUCCCGUGGAAGGAGAUUGAGGAGCAUUUCUGCAACCUCGACUCCACAUUCAAGGGGAAAUUUGCAGAGCUUGAGGCCAAGGAGAAGGAGCUCGAGCAGAAAGAAGCUGAAACGCGUUCGUUGAUUGCGGAGAGGAAGGCUGCUGUUGCUGCUAAAGAGCAGGAGAUGUUGGAUCGAGUGCAAGAGCUGAAAGAUGUUGCUGUUGCUGCAAUCUCAGCUGUCGCUUCCAUUUCAGCCAGUCACCAGCAAGCAAAUCCUGAACCAAUGAAUGAUGGUCAAGAAAGGGAAAAGGAGAAUAAGGUAAGCAGCUCUCUUAACGAUAAGAAUUCAAUGAAUAACUCGGAGGGUUUUCCAGAUGGAACUAUGGAAAAUCCACAAGGCGUGGCUAACAUUGUUAAGCCACGUCCCGAGUUGGUGCAAUUUUGCCAGCAGAUGGAUGCAGCAGGACUCCUGCAAUUUACCCUGGAGAAUGAGACUACUCUAGAUGAUAUAAGGGUGGAACUUUCUGUUGCCUUAGAAAGUGCUCUUGAACCGGCCCGUUUGGUGCUGGAAUUACUGGAGGGGUUUCACCUUCCUAAUGAGAGUGACCAACCUGAAAAUGAUCAGAGGGACAGUGCCCUUGAAGGCAUGUCUAGGUCACGUAUCAUAAUUCUUGAAGCUUUGGCCGCCUUUCUCGUGAGGGUCGAUGCAGGUCACAUUCUGAACACUGAAACGAAGCAGGAAGCUAAGGAAAUUGCCUGUGAGUGGAUACUUAGUUUGAAAGGCGCUGAAGAAGCUGCCAAUGGGAAUAACUCUUGGGGAGCUGAGGCCUUGUUGCAGCUCCUCGCAACCUUUAGGGUUGCUUCUGAGUUUGAUGAAGAUGAGCUCUGCAAGCUUGUCCUUGCAGCAGCUCACCACAGGCAGACUCCCGAGCUCUGCUGCUCCCUGGGGUUAACAGAGAAAAUGCCAGAUAUUAUUCAGCAACUUAUUAGCAGUGGGAGGCAAGUGGAUGCUGUUCGUUUUAUUCACGCAUUCCAGCUUACAGAAAGCUUUCCUCCAGUGCCCCUCCUGAAGACUUUCUUGAAGGACCUGAGGAGAAACUCUCAAGGAAAAGGUUCAUCAACAGCAGAAGGUGCUUCCAGUCCUCAGAUUGACAUAAAUGCACGGGAAUUGGCUGCCCUUAGGGCUGUGAUCGGCUGCGUGAGAGAGUUCAAUCUAGAGGCCAGCUACACGCUUGAUCCCCUCCAAAAGAGGCUCGAGCAACUGGAGAAGGCAAAACCUGACAAGAAACGGGGCGGGGUCGGAGACCCUAGUAAGAACCACUUCCAACCCUCCAAGAAAUCGAAGUCCAAGGGUGGAGGUGGGCCCCAUAAGUUCCGAGGUCCACAGGUUGGUGUGCCCGGCCACAGGAAGGGACCUCCAGCUUUUGCCCAGAGGACGGCUUUCAUGGGAAGGCACCCAAUCUCCAUCCCCCAUGAUUAUCCGAUUUCAGCGCAGUCUCGGUAUGCUCAACAGGGGUAUGAUCAUAGAGCGUACUAUCAUCCCCAAGGGAACAUAAUUUCAUCCACCCCGUACAAUCCUGCUGGAUCAUCCAAUUAUGGGAGUUAUAAUGCGAGUAGUUUGCAGAAUUCGUACCCAUACAUGUGAUUCGGAAGAACGAAUAGGGGUGUCAGAACUUAAACCAGAAACUGCCUGAGCUCAAGUAUUCUUUUCAUUGUCGAGAACUCUGAUUAGAUGCUCAUGUUUUCCUUCAAGUCAAAAUUAAAUUUGCUUAGCUGCUCUCUUA
Molecule: messenger RNA, 2080 nt
Organism: Punica granatum (pomegranate)
Lineage: Eukaryota; Viridiplantae; Streptophyta; Magnoliopsida; Myrtales; Lythraceae
Source: RefSeq, a predicted model, not a curated record